Messenger RNA from Microsporum canis CBS 113480, 1533 nucleotides. RefSeq names its product scramblase family protein. Gene Ontology annotation, biological process: plasma membrane phospholipid scrambling. The transcript is spliced from 3 exons. Lineage: Eukaryota; Fungi; Ascomycota; Eurotiomycetes; Onygenales; Arthrodermataceae. Gene Ontology annotation, molecular function: phospholipid scramblase activity. Gene Ontology annotation, cellular component: plasma membrane. The record is from RefSeq and is a predicted model, not a curated record. The coding region runs from base 1 to 1533 and encodes 510 amino acids.
AUGGAGUUGCCCCUAUUAAUUCGAUUUUUCCACCCACCAGUGCGAUUACGGCCUGCAAGGCCCGCCGGAACAGGACUUUGCGUGGUGAGGCAUGCAUCGCUGAGGCCGAGUUCAUGGUCAAGAAGAUCAAAAAGGCCAGUACAGCAACCUAAACCCUCUAACAGUUCUUCAUCUAGAGAGAGACCAGAUAAAAAGUUCACUCAUUCUCGGCCUGAAGGGCGGGAGGGUCCAACAACCCCGGGCACUGAUUCCCAAUACAACACUCUACUUGCCCCGGUCCAUAUACCUGAGGACCCAGAUGGGCUCCUUAAACAGAAUCAUCCUGCUAGCCAGAUUUUGGCCAACUCUGGGCUGGUAGUUCAAAGGCAGCUAGAGAUGAUGAAUGUUUUACUUGGCUUCGAACAAGCAAAUAAAUAUGUGAUUCUAGAUGCACACGGCAAUCAUGUAGGAUAUAUGGCGGAAGGAGAGAAAGGGAUGGGUGGCAUGCUCUCUCGCCAGUGGCUUCAUACACAUCGACCGUUUGUUACCCAUGUCUUCGACAAGAAUCAGAAUGAAGUUUUGCGUUUCCACCGACCUUUUUCUUGGAUCAACUCAACCAUCUUUGUGUUCGAUCCGUAUAAUAAUACAACCGGAUCUCAUGCACCGUUAAUCGGCUUACAACACAAUGAACCAGGCUCGCAAGGAAGUUCUGUUAAGGUAUCUACACUAGAGCAUUCGCAAAUGCGUGUAAUAGGAGCCACACAGCAGCGCUGGGCACCGCUCCGGCGGAAAUACAACUUAUUUCUAUCCCACCCAAACGCCUCGAUACAGCCAUCGCGGGUAAAUCUUCAAGAACCGGCUAUGCCGCCAGAGAAAAUUUUGCAUCAGUUUGCCCAUGUGGAUGAACCAUUUCUAUCAUGGGAUUUUUCAGUGCGUUCAGCUGACUCGCAACUUAUGGGCUCUGUGAAUCGCAAUUUUGUAGGCUUUGCACGGGAGAUAUUUACGGAUACUGGAGCUUAUGCGCUGCGCAUGGAUUCAGCCGGUACGGCCGAGGAGUUGCAAUCAAAAGGUACUGCAUCAAUAAGGCAUGGCCCAGCCCCAAGCAUGUCAUUGGAUCAACGAGCAGUUUUGCUUGCUACGGCUGUGACUAUUGACUUUGACUAUUUCAGCCGUCACAGCAGCGGGCCUAGCAUAGUGCCUAUCCCAUUCUUUGGCCUCGGCGAAAGCGGUGCUGUGGCAGCUACCGGAGGAGCUGGGGCGAUGGAGGGUGCUACGGCAGGGGCAGUUGGUGCUAGUUCUCUGGCAGGAUACGAAGCCAUGCGUAGGGGAAGCUCAACAGCCCAGGAGUCAACACAUCCACCCCAGAAUCCAGAGGAACAGCAAGCACAGCAACAUGAAGACAUCGGACAAGGGGCAAACGAAGAGGUAUGGGGGGAGGUUGGUCAAUAUCCCUGGGACCAAAGAGAUGAAAGCCCGUUUUCGAGAGAACAGGACGUCUGGCCUAGUGAUGGCGGUGAUUCAUGGGGCGACGGUGGUGAUGAUGACUCUUUCUAG